Molecule: messenger RNA, 1146 nt
Organism: Aspergillus luchuensis
Lineage: Eukaryota; Fungi; Ascomycota; Eurotiomycetes; Eurotiales; Aspergillaceae
Exons: 1
Coding region: 1-1146 (381 amino acids)
Source: RefSeq, a predicted model, not a curated record
AUGGCGUCAAGUCAUUCUGCGGUGAACCCAGGAGUUACUGGACCAAGUCUCUCCGACUUUCCCGAAAACAUUCGGAACAAGAUCACUCUGCUUGAUAUUCCUGCCGUGGAAGUGCAUGCUCUCAUCGAAAAGGAAUGUCCUCAAAUGCUACAGAAAAUUGCACCAUAUGGAGCCAAUUGGAUGAGACAUGUCAUGUACAACACCAUCCCCAAGGAGAUCCGAGUCUACGCGUAUGUCCACUGUGACAUGGUCCAACCAGACUGGUACAAGAGUUAUGGCCUCACGGCUCUCCUAUUCCGUUACAACACCCACAAAGUUGAGUUGGAGCAGGAAGUAUCUGAGGAGCAGGCCCGCAGCAUGUUGUGGUUCUAUGCCCUCGUCCAAUUUUAUGCCAAAAGUUUGACUGAAAACACAAUUGAGCGACAAACAGGAAAACAUGGUAGGCCCACGUCGAGGACCGCUUCUAGGACUGAGUUGCUACGAGUCGAACGUGCCCUCUACAUACAUGAUAUUCUAUUGCAGGCGAUGACCACCAUACCCCGCCACACUAUGACUCGCAAGGAAGCCAAUGCUCCUUGGAAGAGCUUCCUAGAGAAUUUCACUGGCUGGAUGCUAUAUCAGGUGAUAACUGUGAAUAAGAUUCUCCACAAUGAUGAUGCAGCGAGGUGCAUUGCCGAUAAUGUGGAGCUGGAAAGCUCUCUCCGCUCUUUCUCUGAGAAAGAAGGUUGCAACUAUCUGUUGGAAGGAGGAUUGGCGUUCAAGCGCACAUUGGACCAAAAAUGGCAUCAUGGAGGACUGGAUGAUGAAGAAAAAUUUCGCUUCAAGUGCUGGAGGGCUGGUGGCGAGAGAAUACUUAACGCCAUUUGGGGAAAGCUAGAAAACAGCGAUCCCAAGUUCAAUAAGCAGAAAUUUUCUCCAAAUACUGACCCAAUGCUCAAAAGGAUGUAUGAUCCGUUUGUAUUCAUCGAGGAGGAUAAUGGCCCACACCGUCUCUGGUACGAGAUCGCGGAGGAACAGCCUGCUAAUCCAGAUCAAGAGAUGAGCCUCUUCUUCACCGGUUCUGGCCACCCACAAUACAUGCUCUUUAUGUGGGAUGAAGACCGGCUGCGGGACAUGGGCUACCUCUCGGGUGACGACAGUUCUUGA